Molecule: messenger RNA, 3398 nt
Organism: Artibeus jamaicensis (Jamaican fruit-eating bat)
Lineage: Eukaryota; Metazoa; Chordata; Mammalia; Chiroptera; Phyllostomidae
Gene: GNB5
Product: G protein subunit beta 5
Exons: 13
Coding region: 92-1279 (395 amino acids)
Biological process (GO): G protein-coupled dopamine receptor signaling pathway; G protein-coupled receptor signaling pathway
Cellular component (GO): heterotrimeric G-protein complex; cytoplasm
Molecular function (GO): signaling receptor complex adaptor activity; protein binding
Source: RefSeq, a predicted model, not a curated record
GCACCUCCGAGCUGGUAGCUCUAAUUUCUUCUCACCUUUCUGCUGAUCAGUUCCAAGUGUUUGCUCCCCAGAAGGUCAUCUAGGGUUAAAGAUGUGUGAUCAGACCUUUCUAGUUAAUGUAUUUGGCUCCUGCGACAAAUGUUUCAAACAAAGGGCUCUGAGACCAGUGUUCAAGAAAUCUCAACAGCUCAGCUACUGUUCAGCAUGUGCAGAAAUUAUGGCCACGGACGGGCUGCACGAGAACGAGACGCUGGCAUCGCUGAAAAGCGAGGCCGAAAACCUCAAGGGCAAACUGGAGGAGGAGCGGGCCAAGCUGCACGACGUGGAGCUGCACCAGGUGGCGGAGCGGGUGGAGGCCCUGGGGCAGUUUGUCAUGAAGACCAGAAGGACCCUCAAAGGCCACGGGAACAAAGUUCUCUGCAUGGACUGGUGCAAAGAUAAGAGGAGGAUGGUGAGCUCGUCACAGGACGGGAAGGUGAUCGUGUGGGAUUCCUUCACAACUAACAAGGAGCACGCGGUCACCAUGCCCUGCACGUGGGUGAUGGCGUGUGCCUACGCCCCAUCGGGAUGCGCCAUCGCGUGUGGUGGCUUAGAUAAUAAGUGUUCCGUGUACCCACUGACAUUCGACAAAAAUGAAAACAUGGCUGCCAAAAAGAAGUCUGUUGCUAUGCACACCAACUACCUGUCGGCCUGCAGCUUCACCAACUCAGACAUGCAGAUCCUGACGGCCAGCGGCGAUGGGACAUGUGCCCUGUGGGACGUGGAGAGCGGGCAGCUGCUGCAGAGCUUCCAUGGGCACGGGGCCGACGUGCUCUGCUUGGACCUGGCCCCCUCGGAAACAGGGAACACCUUCGUGUCUGGGGGAUGUGACAAGAAAGCCAUGGUGUGGGACAUGCGCUCCGGCCAGUGUGUGCAGGCCUUUGAGACACAUGAAUCUGACAUCAACAGUGUCCGGUACUACCCAAGCGGAGAUGCCUUCGCCUCAGGGUCUGAUGACGCUACGUGUCGCCUCUACGACCUCCGGGCAGACAGGGAGGUGGCCAUCUAUUCCAAAGAGAGUAUCAUAUUUGGAGCAUCCAGCGUGGACUUCUCCCUCAGUGGUCGCCUGCUGUUUGCUGGAUACAACGAUUAUACCAUCAAUGUCUGGGAUGUUCUCAAGGGGUCUCGAGUCUCCAUCCUGUUUGGACAUGAAAACCGUGUCAGUACUCUCCGAGUUUCCCCUGAUGGGACUGCUUUUUGCUCAGGGUCCUGGGAUCACACCCUACGGGUCUGGGCUUGAUCAUCUCCUCACAAUACACACUUAGAUACCCGAGGCUAGAAUUUGAAAUCAUCACGUAAAUAGAGCCGACUUUUAGAGGAUGUGAGAGUUUAUCGCACCUCCGCUCCGGAGAGCCACUCCACGGCUGAAAGUUCACCAAACAUCUCCAGUGUCACUAUUAAAACCGCCACCCCUGGGAAAUGCCACUGAGAGCCUUCAGCACCAGGAGAGCACCUUCAAGUACAGUGUUUUUGGUUUGUUUCGUUUUCAUUUUGAACACUUUUUAAAACCUAUUCAUUUUUAAGAUUAUUCUUAAUUAUACUACUCUCAACUGAUUCUGUUACCCACAGAAUUUAGCACUUAAUAUAUUUCGUGUUAUUUGCUUGAAUUGAAUUUGUCUUCAGAGCCCCUUCAAGUCUGGUUUCCCUCCGUGUGCACUGCGACCUCGGGGGCCUCCCCUGGAAGCGCUGAGGCCGGUGGGCUGGGUGAGGAGGACCCUGCUAACCUAGGUCCAUUACAGAAGGAAGUUCCAUUUUAUCCAGAUGUAAUUCGACAAAGCCACUUUUUUAAACGCGUUUUUAUUGUGAAAGUAUCUUUUCCAGUCUGCGUCAUCCUGUCCUUUUCCAGAUGAAAGAUUUUCACCUGUGUGAACUGUUAGGCAUGAAGCACAGACGGGCCUGAAAUGGACGCGGGGAGUUUGGUUUACGAAUUACGUGAUGAUUGACAUGAGUGUUGGCACCUGGCCGAGCGUUUUCUUCCGAGGGAAAAGCCGAGUGUCGUUCCUGACACAAAGGCUUCUCAGAGCAACCAGACCCUUUCUGUGUGGGGACACGGGACAGUCAGCUUGUUUAGAGACCUAUCAGCAGUGCUAGACGCAUCAGGAGGAGCCGUCUCCCCCAGCUGCAGUAGCCCUCAUGCAUGUCCACUGCACUCAUUGCAUUGAGGGUAAUUGCAUAUACAAAUUAAUUGAUAGAUGUCAAGCAAUGAUGUUUUUGUGUUAUAUUGAAAAAAUAACAUAAAAGAUAGCUUGUCUUUAUUUGACAUUCAGCAGUUCCUUCUAGAAGAUACCGAGUGCUUUUAUUUAUAGGAUCCCUUCUUUUCCCUUUUGUUGUUGUUGUUUUGUUUUUAAAGGUAUAGAGGCUUAUUCUUUGUUUUAGAAAAUCCCUUACUCAUAAAGAUGGCAUGCAUUACGGAAGAAAAAAGUCACCUCAGGUACCCAAAAUCAUUCCCGGGUGAGGCGUGGCCCAGGGUCUGCGGCCCUGGCCCUGGGGCGCCCGAGGGCUGCGUGUGCUGAGUCCCCUGGUUCUCUGGUCCGCCCCCAGCCCUGCUGCAGCCUGGCCUUCUCCUGGGGCUAGUUCUGGCUGACAGGCCCAGCCCCAGGUCUGCUGCUCAGAGACCCUUGCGGAGCUGGAACUGGAGCCAGCACAGCCAUCGAACAGGCCUGGACCCGGCACUCCUGAAACCUCACGGGGGUGCCAGGACAUCCCUCGGAACUACUUGGUUAGGUAUCAUCAUGGGCCAGUCAGUCGAAAAUCAGCCAAGCUAUCUUUUCCUCAGUUUUUAAAAAAUAAACAAAAUGGUUAUAUUCAGUGACUUCUGAGGGUUUUAGUAUACAGGAGGCCCUGGCGAGAGGAAGAAAUAUACAAGGCGCCUGUUUGCCUGUGAGGACCCCAGAGGGACCGUUUCUCAGUCACCUGCCCUUUCCCCCACAGGACCCAUUUGGGCCGGGGCUCAGGAAAAGGCCCCACGCCCCUGGUCUCCUGUCACGGCCUCCCCUUCCCUCUCCCACAGGCCCUUUCCAGCCUCUGCAGCAAAGGAAGGCAGGACAAAGGGAGAGUCACCUCCCUUUAGACCGAGGGACAGCAACGUCCAGCUGUGUGUUUGGAGAGGCGGAGCGCAUCUUCGGUAUGUGCACAAAAAAGGCCACAACUUUUCAGUUAAAAAAGCGACUUUAAGGGCCCUAAGAAAGUAUUUUGUAGAAUACUUACCCCACGGGCAGUAAGCCACCUCCCUUACAAGUAUUUCAUCUCACAGUGGGUGUCGUUUAGUAUAUAUGGAUGACAACUUGGUUGGGAAUACACUAUACCAUGUGGAGACUCAGAGGUAAACUCCAAGUAAUAAAUUGUAUUUUGCAUAUCGA